AUGGGAAAUUCAUUGAACUUGUUUCAGGGUAUGAGGAGGAAAAAGAAGAACAAAGUGAAGAAGGGACAUGAUGAAGUCAAGUCCUAUGAUACAGAAAGUAAAAAGAGACAGAAAACGACUUGCAGAUUUGAAGAAAGUCUGAUACAACCAGAGGAGGAUCAUCUGGGGUCGGGCACACGUGACAGAGACAUAACACCACCGUCUGCUGAUCAUAUCGAGGAAGUGCAACAAGUAGAACCAAGUCCAUACCUGAGUGAGGAUGGUUUAAAUGAGAGCAGUGUAGAGGUGCAGCCUAGAAAUAAGAGCCUAGAGGAUUUCGAGUUCCUCAAAGUUCUUGGAAGGGGUUCAUAUGGCAAGGUUGUUCUGGCUGAACUCAGAGGCACUGAUAAGGUGUUUGCAGUAAAGAUGCUGAAGAAAGAAUCGAUUCAGAAUUAUAGAGAGGUGCUCCAAACUCUGAUGGAGAGACGUGCCCUGGUUCUGGCUGCAGAACACCCCUUCCUCACCCAGGUCUGCUGCUGCUUCCAGACUAAGGACCGCUUGUACUUUGCUAUGGAGUACAUGAAUGGAGGUGAUCUUCAAUACCACCUUUCACGGUCAUUUCGAUUUACCAAAUCACGCUCCCGUUUUUAUGCUGCUGAGAUAGUCUCUGCUCUCAUCUUCCUCCACCGUAACGGCAUCAUUCAUAGAGAUCUCAAACCCAGCAAUAUCCUGUUAGAUGCCGAUGGCCAUUGCAAGUUAGCUGACUUUGGUGUAUGCAAAGGGGGCAUCCUAGAUGGCAACACUACCAACACUCUCUGUGGUACACCUCUGUACGUAGCACCUGAGAUACUGUUAGAAUGUAAAUAUGGUGCAUCAGUGGACUGGUGGUCUCUAGGUGUCAUCAUGUAUGAGAUGAUGGUGGGCUAUCCUCCGUUUGUUGCUAGAAAUAAGUCGAGGCUGUACAAGUCCAUCCUUCAGGAUACUCCACUUUAUCCAUUUUGGCUGAGCAGAGAGUCGAAAAGAAUUCUCAGGGCAUUCCUGGUGAAGAGACCUAAGAAUCGGCUUGGCUGUGUGGUGUCCCUGGGCCAGGAGGAAGCCAUCAAAAUGCAUCCAUUCUUUAAGAAAAUUGACUGGCAGCUUUUGGAACAGAGGAAGAUUACGCCCCCUUUUAAACCAAAAAUUACAGCCAAAAAGAAUACCAAUUACUUUAAAGCACGUUUCAUUCGUCAGAAGCUCAAGCUUACCCCCACUGAUGAUUCAAAAUUUCUGUCAUGUUAUCAGAGCUUAUUCGAUGACUUUUACUACUGUAACCCCAAUGUUGAUUGUUAAGCUUAACUUUACACUGGCACAGAAAAUGUUUUUCUUACUUGAGCAUUAAGUUUUCCCUUGAUUAUGUUUCAUAAAAAUAAACAACUUAGAAAGUGUGAAAGCCACCUCCUCAGUACCAGCCCACAGCAUUUCCUCAGCCCAGAUGUAAGAAGAGCACACCUUUUGCUGGCGAGAGACAAGACACUUUCCAUGUGGACUAAAUGCAAUUACACAAGUCCUACAAAGUUACAUUACACUAGAUGUCGUAUUGUGUAUGGUCAUGUUUGUGUGAAAUGAAAUUUGAAUGUAACAUUGUUCAUGUCUUCAUUAAACUGGCUUUGUGCACUAGACUAUUGUCACUGUAACAGGUUUAGGUUUCUUGGUUCCAGUGGAGGGAAAUUGUAACCACAGCUUAAAUACAUGAAUUUGCAUUUCCUCUUUCGUGUUGAGGAAUGUAAACCACAUUUUUUUCACAUUUUAUAAAUGUUUUUAAAUUAUUUGUUAAUCUCUUGGAACAAACCUAAAAACAAAAAGGUCUAAAAACAUCUGAAAGCACUGAAAUUUGGUGUAAUUUUUUUUUUUUCUAAU
This is a messenger RNA of Hemibagrus wyckioides, 1875 nucleotides long. RefSeq names its product protein kinase C epsilon type-like. Gene Ontology annotation, molecular function: protein serine/threonine kinase activity; ATP binding. The coding region runs from base 1 to 1308 and encodes 435 amino acids. The transcript is spliced from 3 exons. NCBI's taxonomy places the organism in Eukaryota, Metazoa, Chordata, Actinopteri, Siluriformes, Bagridae. The record is from RefSeq and is a predicted model, not a curated record. Gene Ontology annotation, biological process: protein phosphorylation.